AUGGUUGGAAGAGCAGAAAGGCUGACUUCAGCUCAGAUUGCGGGAAAUCCUUCUAGCCAUCCAGGCUGCCCAGCGCAACAGAGGUAUGGUGUCCUAAUGAGUGAGCUCUCCAGCCUAAAAGGGAUUUCUCCACCAAGUGGGAGUGUGAACCUGCAUCAGUCUCUCCGGCCGCCGGGCUCCACCGCUUCCCUGCUGUCCACUUCAGCUUCCUGCCGCCCUCCUGUCUUCUGCGUGCCCGGUCCGACCCCCAGCGGCACUAGCGUGGUCUCCUCAAGGCGCUCUCCCAGCAGAGCAGUGGCCGCCGGGGCGGCGAGAUCUACGGUCUGGCAGAGGAAGAACGCCAGCUGCGGAACGACGAGCGCAGGCCGCACGACCCCAGCCGGCACGGGGGUGGGGGGUGCGGGGAUGUGGCGAUUCUACACGGAGGAUUCACCGGGGCUCAAAGUUGGCCCGGUUCCAGUAUUGGUUAUGAGUCUUCUGUUCGUCGCUUCUGUAUUUAUGUUGCACAUUUGGGGCAAGUACACUCGUUCAUAGAUUCAGCUGCAUCCAUCCAUCCGUCAUCUGAAGAGGAAAGGAAAA
Molecule: messenger RNA, 579 nt
Organism: Kogia breviceps (pygmy sperm whale)
Lineage: Eukaryota; Metazoa; Chordata; Mammalia; Artiodactyla; Physeteridae
Source: RefSeq, a predicted model, not a curated record